Messenger RNA from Leptopilina boulardi, 4618 nucleotides. RefSeq lists its product as uncharacterized. Gene Ontology annotation, molecular function: ATPase activator activity. The record is from RefSeq and is a predicted model, not a curated record. The transcript is spliced from 4 exons. Lineage: Eukaryota; Metazoa; Arthropoda; Insecta; Hymenoptera; Figitidae. Bases 138 to 1277 code for a protein of 379 amino acids. Gene Ontology annotation, biological process: membrane organization. Gene Ontology annotation, cellular component: membrane.
GUUAAAUGCGUUCCAUGUUCCAUGUUUUGAUGUGAUUCUUUUUUUUAUAUCAAAACAAAUCUGUCAUCCAAAAAAAAAAUACGUUUCUAAAUUUAUUUAUCUAGUCAGCGAUAAUAAAGAAUUUCAACGCAAGGGAUAUGUAUAAUCCUGAUUUACAAGUUAGAUGUAGAGAAAAAAAAUUUUUACCUUCAAAAACACCAAGAAGUAGAGCAUCAUUGCCAAGAUUAUCCGACGAAAUGUCAUAUCAACGAAAGUUUCACUAUAAUCACGAAUUUAAUAAUUCAGAAUCAUCAAACAGUAAUUAUAGUGAUGAAAGUGAUGACAGUGAUAAUAGUAACACUGACAAUGUAAAUUCACAUUCUUCAUCACUAUCAUCAAAAACACCCUCACCAAAUCCUCAAAGAAACAAAAAUUAUUCUUCAACUAUUAAAAAAAGAAGGAAUUCCACAAAAUCCAAUCAAAGUUCAAAUAGCACAAAUAAAAAUGAAUUCACUUUAAGUUUAAAUAAUACAUCAAAAAAUAAUGAAUCAACUAAUAGCAAUUUAUUCAUUAUAAUAAUAUCUGUAUUUAUUAUUAUUGGAUUAUUUUUCAUUUUUCCAGAAAUGCAAAAAGUUUUUGCCAUUAAUAAUAAUAAUAAUAAUAAUAGUACGCCAGAAAGUAGAGAGAAAAUUUUAAAAAAUGUUGAAAAUGAAAUACGUGAAUUGAAAAAAGAAUUUCGUAAUCAGGAGAAAAAAAUUUGGCCCGAAAUUUAUUCGGGUAUUAUUGAUGUUAUUAAUAAUCCAACGAGGCCAUCGAUAUUUGUCUUAUUUGCUGAUCGUAAUGAUUUAAUGAGUUGUUUGGCAUUGACAAUCGGUGAACUUGGUAGAAUGGCUUUUGGAACUGAAAAAAGUCUCACAGUUAAACCAACACAAUUAAACAGUGACACUGGCGAUGUUAUUGAUAAAUUACGAUUGGUUAUUCCUCAACGAAAAUCUGUAAUCUUUUGGGAUUUUUUGAGCAUAAACGAUAAAGCCUUAAAGGCUUUUCACUUUAUUUGCGAUAGGGAGAAUCCUUUGGUUCAACAAGCCAUUUAUGUGAUUACUGUGAAAGCCGAAGGUUAUCAUGAAUCUGAAAAUCCUUUACGAUUUAUAGAAAAUAAAUUGAGAUCAAAUUUAACUGGAAGAAUUAAAGAGGACUCUCUAAUGCCACUAAUAACGAGAAUCACUGAUGGACCUAUUAUCUCCGUGAAACCAGAAUUUAAUAUGCAAUGUAAAUUUAAAAAUACUCUUGAUUAUUAAUUGACAGUAGAAAAAAUCACAUCUCUAUUUUUUUUUUCUCGUGUGUUAAUUAAAAAUUUAUUCUGAAUUUUAGUUAUAAUAAUAAUAUUUUUCACUUUUUGUCGACACUGCAAUCAUAUUAUUAUUCAAAACGUCGCAUAUUUGAUUUUUUUUUCAUUAACUUUUCAGAUAUUAGUUGUUUAAUUGUAUAAAUUGUUUCUCUUCGUAAUUAUCCUAAAACCAAAAUUUCUCAAGUUUAAAAUUUGUUAUUAGCUUUAAGAAAAUUAUAUUUAUUAAAAUGUAAAGACUUUUUUUUUUAAUUUUUUUUUUUAAUGUGUACAAAAAAAGUGAGAUAUUUUGUCGUAUAUUGUUUCUUAAUUGUUAAUAUUUAUAAAACCUAAUUUUCGAUUAAUUUACAACUUAUGUGAUAAAAAAAAAUCGUACUUUUCUUUUAAUAGCAAAAACUCAAUUAGAUUGCUUAUGAAUUAUUAAAGAUCUGAAUUUCUUGUGAUAAAUAAACAUAAAUUAAUUUUUCUAAUUUUGAGUAAUUUUAGACACCUUUAAAUUUUAUAAAAUUUAGUAAUUUUAACAUAAAUUAUGUAUUUUUAAACUUCUUUUCUAUUUUUCCAGUUUAUUAAUUUUUUACUCAAUUAAUUUAUUAUUAUUAUUUUAAUUAUAAUUUUCAUUCAUUUUACAAUAAUUAAAAAAAAAAAAUAAGGAAGUGAAAAAAACGCCAUUUUUUUUUUUAUUUUUAUUUUAAGAGACGAAUUUACUUUCAAUAAGGCAUUACAAAUAAUAUUUAACUUUUUGUUUUUAUUAUCGAAAUCUAAUAUACUAAUUGCACAGUCUAAAUUAAAAUUCUAAUGCAAUAAAAUCAACUUUAUUUCCUUCUUAACGAAUGAUUAUACAGAGAGAAUGCAAUGCCUUUUAUUUAAUAAUAAAAUUGACGGAAUUAUAAUUUCUCAACAAAAAAAAAAAAAAAUUAUAUAAUGUAAAAUUAAUCAUACGCAUAAUUAAAGAAAAAUUUAAUUAUUGAAAGAAUAAUGUUUGUUAUUCAAAGUUGACGCAUGUAAUUUAAAUACUGUGUAAUUAGCUUUUUGACCUAUUGUCAAAUUUCGAUAAAUAGAUGAUAAAAUGAAAAAAAAGUAAACUCAAAAAUUUCGAGGCAUACACAAAAAAAAAUAUAAUUAAAAUAAUUCAAAAUUGAAAAAAAAAUCAAAAUAAUUUCACGAUUCUUUUUUUUAUGGUUUCUUUUUUCUUUUCUGUUUCAAAUAAUAUUGAUAGAAAGUAUAACAUGAAAUUUAACGUUUCAUCGAACAAAUUAUAAAUAUAUAAUAUAAUUGCGUUGUGUAACUGUCGGCAGUCCUCGUAAUGUUACAAAUACCGUCUUCAAUCACAAAAAAAAAAAAAAAAAUUAAAAAAAAAGGAAAAAAAAUUUUAUAGAAAAAAAAAAUCGCCUCGUUGCCAUUUAACAAAAUAACUUUGUACAAGAAAAUUAUUACCUAGGUAUAUAUUUCUCUAAAUUAAAAAAAAACCACUGCAUUGGAUAUUUGAUUAUUUAUCCAAUAACACGAUAACAAACAUCAUUUUUUUUUCUUUCUAAUAUCGAAAGACCAAUACAAAAAAAAUAACAUUAACAAUUAUAUAAUAUAUAUAGUGAUUAAUGCGCGUCUUUCGACUAUAAACAAAUUCUGACAUUGUCAAUUGACAACGAGGCAUCUACUCAAAUUAAUCCUAUAUAAUGAAGAAAAAAAAAAUUCGGCAUUCAUGAAUUAUCUCACGAAAAAUUGUAUUUUUCAAUUGAUUUUUACGUUCUUUUUAAUUUAAUGUAGAUGUAAAUUCAAUUUUAUCGAAAUUAAUUAAAUAUCGAUAUAAAUAAAAUUUAUCUAAAAAUUUUCCCUCUCCCUCUAUUUAAAAAAUUGGAUCAAUUGAAAAUUGUUACAAGAAAAAUUUGAAUUUCGGAGAUAAAUUCAGUCAUCCUAAAAAAAAAAAUUUUCUUUUUAGAAAACGGCAAAAAUUUUCCCAUAGUACAAAGAAAAAAAAAAUCUUAUUUCUUUUUAGCAAAGCAAACAGAUGAGUGAUUCUCUAAUAAUAAUACAAUAAUUUUUGUUAAGCUCCGUCGAAAUAAAAGUCGGUAACUAAAUGUAGGUUGUUUUCUAUGUAUAGUGCUCGUAUUAAUAUAGUAAUAGUAUCGUCGAACCUAAAUAAUAAAUACAUUUUAUACAGUCAUAAAGUCAUUCAUACAGAAUGUCCAAACUUGCCAUUUUUUUUUUUUUUUUUAAAAAAAACGUUCCCCGAUUUGUGAAAAUACAAAUUAGUAACGAUUUUGUUUCUUAAGUUUUUGUUUUCAAUUUUUUUUUUACUAUGAAAAAAAGAAUUUAAUUUAUUUAUAAAAUAUGAAAUAUUAAAAAGAAAAAUUCUUUCUUAUUGACAAAUAUUCUUAUAAAUUAAAAAUUAAUUUCUUUGAUCUAUUUAAUUGUAAGGGCAUUCUGUAUAGAAGGACUUUCUCCUUUCAAAAAAUUACGAGAUAUUUACAGUAAAAAAGUUUAAUUGGUCAUGUUUUCAUUUCUUUUUUUUUCCUACUUAAUGUAAGAGUUGAGUACCGCGUUGCGUAUUUCUUGUCCAGUGAUUGGCUACGUAGUCGCGUACUUCAGUCAAUCAGUGUCUUGCAACAAAAAAAAGUCCUGCAAGUUCUCUGUUUUCAUUUUCUUUUUUUUCGUUUUUUUUUCUUUUAUUUAUUCCGUAAUUCACAGUCAGUCUAAACGUCAAACUUGAUUGUGUUUCUGCCUCAGUAUCUUUUAUUAUUAUUAUUAUUAUUAUUAUUUUAUUAAUCAAUCGCAAUCAUUUAUUUUUCAAUUCAAUGACGAUACAAGAGAUGAAAUUCAAUUUUUUUUUUUCAAAAUUAAUUUCAAUUAUUAUUUAAAUUUGAUAAAUAUUUUUAUGAAUUUUAAUAAAAAAUAUUUUAUUUUCAAUAUUAAAUUUCAUUUACGUUUUAAAUUUAAUAGAAAAAAUUGUUAAUUGUAAUUUUUUUCUUGAGAAAUAAAAAUAGUUUUUUUUUGUAUAAAAUAAAUUAUUUAAAGGGAGAAUUUUUUUUAAAAAGAAAUAUUUCUUUUCAAUAAAAAAAGUGUAUUGAAUAAAUCGUAAAUCUUGUUUUGAAAAUUAAAUUUCCAAGUAUCGUCAUUGUGACUUACAUUUUCCCAAGUGUGUGUGUGUGUAUGUGUAUUUUUUUAGUACCUAACAGAUUCUACUUAAACCUAAAGUUUAUUUAGUUUUUUUUUUUUUUUUUUUUUGUUUUACUGAAACCUUGGUUUUUUUAAACACCUAGUUGGUUUAACCAAAAAUUAAAAGAAAAAAAAAACAAA